AAUGUUGUUCCGACAACCAGCUGACUAUGUAUGUAAUGGCGAGAGCUUUCCUCCCAACCACAACCGCAUCUCAUCCUUAAUCGCAAAACUAGAUUUAAAAGCGUCCUUGACUCGACUUUUAAUGGCCACUGCACAUCACCGCCACCAGCUGUCCCUGACAGGGUUUAUUCAUCCGCCUCGGAAACCACUCUUGACACCGGAAGAGAGUCAAAUAGCGCGAAUCUUGUUCAAGACGUUGAUUGACUAUGCACCUGAGCGUUCAUCAAGAGGGCGGUACAACCCGGCGGUUCUCAUAGAAGAGACAUUUGGACGCAUUCAAUGCAAGGAUGCCUUCCUCAAGUACUUCUUUACUUACAUAUACACGAAUGUAACACCGGAAGAAGAGCGCAGAACAGGCUCGGAUUUCUCUCAAGUUUUCACCUACUUGCGCGAUUUCUUGUCGUGGGGUUCGAAGAAUCAAGACACAGCUAUGGAUACCAUCGACAACUUUGCAGAAUAUUUGAUAGAUAACUUUUUCAUGCCACUUAGGGCGUCAUCAGUGAAAACACCACAGCCUACACCUGUAGCGUUAUCCGCGAAUCAAAAUGCACCAACGGGCACCAAAAGUCGUGUGUCUAGGUUACGACAAGAGUGCCUCAAACGUGAUCACUAUCGCUGUAUUGUCUCCCGCAAGUUUGAUAGAGCUGAAGCGAAAAAGCGGCUUGAGCAGAACGAGAAUAGCAAAGAUGAUGAUGGAGAGUUUUUAAGAAAUCAAAAGAGUGACCAAUUCAAAUAUCUAGAAGUGGCGCAUAUAAUUCCCCAUUCACUUGUGACGGUCUCUUCUGAAGAGUCAGAAUUGGUAUAUGGUCCCAUAGUGUGACCAGGUUCUUAGUUUCUUUCUAAUUAUAAGCAUAGAGUGAGUCAAAAAAGGCUGCUUUG
Messenger RNA from Aspergillus ochraceoroseus IBT 24754, 918 nucleotides. RefSeq lists its product as uncharacterized. The annotation marks the transcript as partial. Lineage: Eukaryota; Fungi; Ascomycota; Eurotiomycetes; Eurotiales; Aspergillaceae. The transcript is spliced from 2 exons. The record is from RefSeq and is a predicted model, not a curated record.